This is a messenger RNA of Drosophila takahashii, 3194 nucleotides long. Its product is annotated as RNA-binding protein 12. Gene Ontology annotation, molecular function: RNA binding. Gene Ontology annotation, cellular component: ribonucleoprotein complex. The record is from RefSeq and is a predicted model, not a curated record. NCBI's taxonomy places the organism in Eukaryota, Metazoa, Arthropoda, Insecta, Diptera, Drosophilidae.
AACAUCCACGGGCAACCACAUCAUCAGUGUCCAGGACGAUGGUCAUAUGAGCUCCAGCUACGGAAUCUGCGAUCAGUCUAUGGAAACGGAGCGCCAGUGAGAAAGAGGAUUCUCGGAUAGCCAGACAGGGAACUCUCUGUCUGUACUAAAAAAGAAAUAAAUAACUAAUCAAUAACAAAUCAAUUGAUUGAUCAAGAUGAGUGUGAUUAUUCGGUUACAAAAUCUGCCGUGGACGGCAAAUGCGCGCGACAUUCGAAACUUCUUCUCGGGCCUCUCGAUUCCCGAGGGCGGUGUCCACAUUAUCGGCGGCGAGAUGGGCGACGCUUUCAUCGCUUUCAGCACCGAUGAGGAUGCCCGCUGCGCAAUGUUGAAGGAUCGCGAGAAGCUGAUGGAGAUCCAGGUGCGCCUGCUGCUCUCCUCGCGGGCCGAGAUGCAGAAGGUGAUCGAGACGGCACGCAAAGGAGCCUCCGCUCCGGCGCCCAUUUCGGUGCCAGUUCCCAUGCCAGUGGUGGCCAAGCCAAGUCCAGCUGCUCCCAUGCCGCCGAUUAUUGGGGGUUUGAACAGCUUCCUGGGACAAAGUAAGGUAGCAGCAGGAGGAGGAGGUGGUGUGCCCUCCUUCCUGGCCUACCAGCAGCAGGCGGGGAUCACGCUCUCCGAGGUGACAGGAGGAAAAGGUCGUCGCAGUCGCAGCCGCUCCUCCAGUUCCGAUGAUAGCGAUAGGGAGAGGGAGCGUGAACGUGAGAGGGAACGGGAACGAAAUCGCAAACGUCGCUCGGAUCGUUUGGAUAGCAGCCAGGAGAGGGAGCUCAAGAUGGCCACUCCAUCGCCAUGGGCUCAACCUUUGGGUUUGAGCCUCCAGAUGCCAGCGGUUGUGCCCUCGCUGCAGAGCUACUCCACCAGCAGCACCGUGAACAACGUGACCAACAACUAUAAUCUGGCACCAAGUGCUCAGGCUCCGAAUCCCAGUGCCCAGCUCCUAGCUGCUCUACAGCAAGUGGCCAGCGGUGGAUCACCAGCUCAAGCGCAGCCUGCCAAACCAGAAGGCGAACCGAUAGCCUUUGCCAGCGUGAAUCCCUAUGCACAGAUGUAUCCGCAGCUCUUUCAGCAGCAGCAGCUGCUCCUCCAGCAGCAACAGGCGCCCGCGAAGGUGUCACCCUCCAUUGGUGGCUCUCCAGGAGGAGGAGGAAAUACCCCGCAGGUCAUUGCAGACACCUGCUACAUUCGCAUCAGUGGCAUGUGCCAAAGUACCUCGUACAGCGACAUACGCAAGUAUUUCCAGGGAUUGUAUAUCCCGCACAAUGGCAUCAAAAUCAUGAUGGCGAAUGGCAAUCGCACUGGCGUGGCCUACGUGGAGUUCUCCCGGGUGUCCAGUGCCCAGAAGGCAGUGCAGCGGAAUAAUACCAUGUUUCGCGAUCGCCUGAUUCAGAUAGCUCCCGUGGGCGAUGAGGAAUUCGAGCAGGCGGAGGAACGGGCCAAUCGCCAGCAGAAUGAGGGCAAUAACAGGAGUCACAACGGUGGAGAGAGGAGUGAUCGUAGCAGUGCCAUGCCCAUGCCCAUACCCCUCACCAAUGUCCUGUUUAUCGAGGAUCUGCCGCAACUCACCACCGAGCAGGAGAUCAUGAAGAUGUUCUCCGCCAGCUACACCGUGGUGGACAUUCUCCUGUCUCCCAGUCCCAACAAUCGUCGCGAGUGCGUGGCCUUUGUCCUGUUUGCUCGCGAGGCUGAGGCUGAGGCCGCCCUGCAGGAUACUAGCAAGCACUACAUAGGCUUCCGUCAGCUGCGGGUGAGGCCCAGCAGUCAGGCGGAGAUGGCGAAUGCCAAGGAGAAGCAGCGCAGGGCCAAUGAGCAGUUGCUCAAGGAGGAGGCUGAUCAGCGGGAUGAGCUGUUGAAGGAUCAGCAGAGAAGACAGAAGAUGCAGCAGGAGCAGGAGAACCAGCAGCAGCAGCAGGCCAGCAGAUUCGCCGCUGAUCCCAGAAGACGCCAGGCGGAAGAGCAACAGCAGCAGCAGCUCCAUCAACAACAGCAGAUGAAUAUGGCUCCCAACUUUAAUCCCAAUAUGAUACCUCCCUUUGUUAAUAACGGCAACAUGCAAAUGCCCUUUAAUAUGCCACCUCAGCAGCAAAACGGAGGCAACAACAGCUACCCCUUCAACAUGAAUAACAAUAUGAAUAAUAAUGGGAUUCCCAAUGGCAAUGGACCCAAUUUUCCCAAUGAUAAUCAAGGCAACAUUCAGCGUCCUCGCCAGGAGGACGUCUUUGUACGUGUCCACAACUGCGAAUAUGCCACCAGGGUCAAUGAUCUGGGUGAACUCUUCUCCAUGGAAAACCUGCGCAUCGAGCAUAUCGAACAGCUUUUCAACGAACGUAACCAGAGUUCCGGCGAGUUUAUUGUGGAGUUUUGCGAUCCCGCCAGUUGCAAGCAGGCCAUCCGAGAGUUUCACAAUCGACGCUUUCGGGGAAGGGGAUUGCGAGUGGUGGCCAUCACACCGCAGGAGAUUGCGGAUAGAAUGAAUAAACCCUUUAUGGAUUAUCUCCCCGGAGGCAAUGGACCCAGGGGAAAGGUAGAAAGCAGCAAUGUGAGUGAGCCGUCGAGUGGCAAUGGAGGUCAGGCGGCUCCCCCUUCACGUCGUCGCGGACCCAGUCGCUUCGAUCAGCCGCAGGAUCAGCAGUUACCAGAGAAGGUGGAGCGACAGCAGUCGCUGGAGAAGGACGAGAACAGCAAUGGCAGCUCGAAUGCCCCGGUGAAACAGCACUUCAAUCCCUUCGCUCGACCGGAUCCUCCGCUGAGCAGCAGCUCCCUGUCGCCCCGAAUCGAAAGUCAAGGCAAACAGGCCUCACCGGUGCCCGUGGCCACCUCCCAGAUCCCCGACAAGUUCAAUCGUCCCGGCUGCGUGGUGGCCAUGCGAAAUGUUCCCUUCAAGGCGGAACUAAAGGAUAUCCUGCGCUUCUUCGGCGACUACAAGCUGAGUCCAGAUGACAUCAUCAGGCGCUUCAAUGAUGAGGGAAAACCCACAGGGGAUACUCGGGUGGCCUUCGAGAAUCCUUCGGAGGCACGUUCCGCUUUUGAAUCGCGCCGAAGGAAGCAGAUAUUCAAUCGCACCGUUUACCUGGAUAUUAUUUAGGCCAUCGACUGUUUGACCAUCGCUAGUGUACAUUGUAAAUAAGUAAUAUUAAGACUAACACCAAACAUAUUAA